UAUUAUGCACAUGUGUAAAGUGAACUCAAAUAUAAGAUUAUCAACCUCACCUACCAUACCGCUCUAAACCAAUUAAUCACAAUUGAGGGUCAGGGAUGGCGGUGGCUUGGCUAAACAUCUGAUUGAUUUGAUUGUAUUUUUUUAUGGGGGUGUGGGCUAAAUUCAAUUUAAAAUGCCAACAGUUGAAUGCAAGAUGGUCAUGCAGGAAGGCGCUUGAGGAAAAGAAGAUUGUAUUAAUAGUUUUUGCCAGCUGCUAAUGAACAGUAUACAUUCUUCUAAAAGAUUAUUCUUCUUCAAUACGUAUAGUCCCCUCCAAAAGUAUUGGAACGGCAAGGUCAAUUCAUUUGUUAUUGUUGUAUACUGAAGACAUUUGGGUUUCAGAUCAAAAGAUGAAUAUGAGACAAAAGUUCAGAAUUCCGUCUUUUAAUUCGUGGGAUUUACAUCUCGAUGUGUUCAACAACUCAGGACACAGCACCUCUGGCCUUCCUGUGUGGAGUUUGAAUGUUUGGUUUUCCUCCCACGUUCCAAGACUUGUAUUCAGGUUCAUUGAAGACAAUUCUCCAUAGGUGCGAAUGUGAGCGUUACCGGUUGCUUGUCUUUUGUGUCCUGUGAUUGGCUGGCGUCCAGUCCAUAGUCGCCCACGAAUUGUAAUGAGGACAAACUAACUCCAGUAUGUAGAGUGCUCGCAGUGACCUCACAGGGGGCGCUGUGCACCGGCACACGGUGCAAAAAACAAACAACUAAAAAAAAUCAACACAACUACCUGGGCGUUAUCUCUGAGAGCUUUCGAUCGAUCGAUAGUCAAUUUCAACCCAAUUCCAGACCAGAAGCCUCCAAGAUCCUCUCGCAUUCCGCUGUGUCUGUGAUUCUUACUCUUCGAGUUCGCAGGUUCUUCCCAAACGGGCGUCCAUUCUGCUCGAUCGAGGAGGAAGUUGACGGGCGUGGAAUGGGUUAACGGCGGACGGAAGGCCCCGGUCCAAUCAGCCCGUUAUCGGAACCGCGAGAGAGGAGGAAAAGGAGGGCGGGAGCUCGGGAGGAAGAAGAAAAAAAAAAAAAGAAAAGCCGCCUGACGCGCAUCCUCAGCCCGCUUUCUGUCGUGUCCACAUCCGCUCCAUCAUCACCGCUAUCCCGAAAAAGCCACAAUGAAGGACCGCAUGCAAGAACUUCGACAUGGCAAGGAGACGACAGGGGAAGAGGAUGAAGUGGCCGUGGGGAUGGACAAAGGAUUCAUGGAUGAAUUCUUUGAGCAGGUGGAGGAAAUCCGAGGUUAUAUCGAGUCCCUGGCGGAGAAAGUUGAGGAGGUGAAGAGGAAACACAGUGCCAUCCUUGCAUCACCGAACCCUGAUGAGAAAACAAAGGCUGAACUGGAGGAUCUUAUGGCAGACAUCAAGAAACUGGCCAACAAGGUCCGCUCCAAAUUAAAGAGUAUUCUGCAUACGAUCGAGCAGGAAGAAAGUCAGAACAGAUCGUCAGCUGAUUUGAGGAUACGCAAGACACAGCACUCCACAUUGUCCCGAAAGUUUGUGGAGGUGAUGUCCGAAUACAACACCACCCAGUCAGACUACAGGGAGCGCUGCAAGGGCCGUAUUCAGAGGCAGCUGGAGAUCACUGGAAAAAAUACGACAAACGAGGAGCUGGAAAGCAUGCUGGAAAGUGACAAUCCAGCUAUCUUUACAUCAGGGAUCAUCAUGGACAACAUCACCCAGCAAGCAAUGAACGAGAUCGAGACGCGGCACAAUGAGAUCAUCAAGCUGGAAAACAGCAUCCGAGAGCUUCACGACAUGUUCAUGGACAUGGCCAUGUUGGUGGAAAGCCAGGGCGAGCUGGUGAACAACAUCGAGCGCGUUGUGUGGGAGGCACAGGACUACGUGAAGCAAGCAAAGGACACCAUCCCCAAAUGCAAGAAGUUAAAAAAAACCAGCAGGCGGAAGAUGAUCCUGAUAGGAGGUUGUGUCGCCGCUUGUUUGAGCGUCCUCGUAAUUUCUCUGGCGGUUGGCCUCAGCUAGGACACGAGAAGACCUUGCAGAACAAUCCGACCCCUUUGACCCAUUUUACUGUUCAUGUGUUGUCAAUGGACUUUCUACCGAGUGCUGCUAGCAAAGAAAGUGGGCCAACAUACAGUAUAAAAAGCCUUGCUUCGUCAUUGUUUUAACAAUGUUUAAAGAUGCUACAGAUUUCCCACUGCAUGAUUCUCAUGCCUGUCACACGCAUGACUGCUGCAGUGUUUGUAUGGUUUUCCCACCAAAUGGAAAUCCACACACACAAAAACAAAACCAAAAAACUUAAAGGAGACAUUAUUAUGAAAAUUGACUGAUUGUUUGUACAGUAUACAGAUAGUUGCGCCUUCGGACUGUACAGUGUAAAAUUAAGCAACCGAGUUAAUCUUUAGUUACUGUAGCUACAUUUUUCUGAAAAUGUUCACGGUUAAAUUAGCCAGUGGUGGCUUCACGCGAAAAGGUUUUCCCAAUUAGUUAACUAGCAGACUUUGCUACUUGAUGUUUAACGUUUGAACUCGACUAAGCGCUAAUAAUGCUUUUUGGCCAUCUCGUCUUCCACUCAGCCAAUUUAAGGAGGACUUUCAACUCUUCCGUCAGCGGACCAUUAACGCUCUGUGGAGCAGCAAAAUGUCCGGCUGACAAAGCGGCACGUCUGUGCAGGUCCAAGAGUACAAAAAUAAGAUGGUUGUGGGUGACAAUAGCGGUUAGUCUCACUAGCUUUAUUCCAACAAUAUCAAGAAGGUCAUCGAUUAAUCGACGACACUCAUCGCUUCAGUCAUCACUUUAUAAUUGACUACAACAAAAAUCUAGUCGCUUCACCCCACAUGGUGCACACGUCGUACGUGUGCUGUCUGGACGCGAAGGGGGGAAUGCUCUGGAAAGGAGUCCCAGACUUCCCAGAAUAUUUACACCACAAAAAGUCAGUAGAAUGUUUGCGCAUUGCUUUAUUUAUGCAAAUAUAGUCAGGAGAGAGGUCACAAAAGUCGGCUCGCUUCAUCGUAUGUUCUACCUCAGCCUCUGGUCGUCAAGGUAACGAAAGGUGUAUUGGGAUUUCCAAGAAACAGAACUGCCUCUCCAAAAGCGGCCGAUCCGAUCCAGAGGGUGACGAGUGGCUAUUAAGUCUGCUUUUUUUCAUUAUCCUUUGUGUAUUCUGACCAACGAAUGUCACAGACACCUGGGAACUCUCUUAAAUGGUGAAACAAAAAUGCAUAACGUCUCCUUUAACUGGUGUGCUUGCAUCAUCACCAAACUUUGUAGACUGGAACAAAGUGGCUCAUGUGAAAAUAAACAAAAUGCGUUGUAUGUGUUUCUUACUGUAAACACUCCAAAAAUGUCACGAGCAAAGAAUCUCUUCUUUUGAUUCACUGUGCAGACAAAAGUAUCGGGACACUGCUUGAAGGUCAAAAUCUUGUGCACCAAGCAUGCCUUUUUGACUUUCCCCAAAUUGUUCCCAAAAAGUUGGAAGUAUACAGUUGUCCAAAAGGUCAUUAAUGGGGUCUUGUCAAACCUUUAAUUCAUUAAUUGUGUCCCACUUAGAGUAGGUAGGUAAGUGUAAUAGAUUUAUUUCUAUCAUUUGUCCAUCACGAGAACCUUUUCCAAGUUUAAGAAUCCAUUACAGUCCCCCAAAAAACACCAGAUUUUUGUUGCUGUUGAUAAAGAAAAGUAGCAGUAUAUUGUAAAAUAUAGACAUAAAAACAUCAUAGAAGAGAAUGUAAAGAUAUUAACUGCUUUUAUGAAGUGUAAUCAAGCCACGAAUCCCACACACACCGUCUCUCUCUCUCUCUCUCUCACACACGCACACUCACUGUAGUACAUUUGCGUGCUGUGCCUUAAAAUACGCUGCCUCUCUCUCUCUAUCGCUCUCGCUCUCUCUCUCUCCCCCAUACUUGCUCGAUCCCCGCACCCCACCCUCUUGAGCAGGAAGGCUCUGUCUCUUGUCAGUGGUUCAGUUCCAAAAACUUUUGUUUUAUGUCUUUCAAUAAGAAAAGUUGCGCUCAACAGUAUGGUAUGGUAUUGUAUACAAACACACAGUAACAGCAUUUGCACGCAAAUGUAAAAACGAUCUACAGUGUUCCCUCGCUAUAUCGCGGUUCACCUAUUGUGGAUUCAGUACACUGUGGAUUUUCUUUUUCAUAUUGCGCAUAAUUCACCAUAUCGCAGGAUUUUGAGUGUAUGCUGUAAUUUUGUUUCUUUAUUUUAAUAAAUGCUGCCGAGCUUAAAACAUUAAAACUGUCAAAAAAAAGAACAAUUCAUUCAAACACAUACAACAAGGAAUAAAAUGUACAUACUAUACAAUAUACCUGUGCAUUACUGUAUGUUUAAGAGUUUAAAAGGUGUUGAAGAGUAUAAAAUGUUUAUAAGUGUAUGGUAGAGGUUAAUAAGAGUGUGGGGACGGUUAAUGAGUAUGGGGAGGCUCAUACAGCUUUAAAAUUUAAAAAGCCAUUGCGGGGGUGGUCCGGAACAUAACGAGGGAUUAUUGUAUUUUAAGGAGCUUACUCCUUACUUUUAUGAAACACGAACUUAUCCCAUAAAGAAUUGGAGGAUAUCUGUUGGGAGACAUUGGUCAUGUAGAAUAUUUGAAUAUUUAAGUGAUUCAGAGUCCCAAUACUUUUGCACCUGUACAGUAGAGUAGCAUGUGUGUUUAUUGGUCAAUCCAAAAGUUUCUAACAUGUUUUCUUUUGCUCCCUACUCGCUGCCCUGGACGACUGUUGCUUUCGUCACUUGUCUUCUUUUCCUCGCUAAAUAGAAGAAAAUAAUGAUUAUUAUAUGCUGUGUGAUUCUGGGAAUAAUCAUUGCAUCCGCCGUGGGUGGCACACUGGCCUAAACCUCUGAAAACACACACACACAUGUCAAAAACAGACACGUUCCCACUUGCCAUGAAUGCAAACGUAUUACGCAAUGUUUGGAAUGCGCCGUGUCACUUCCUGUACCAUCCAUCUGACAUGACAGCAACAUGUUUUGGCAUGAGUUUCUUUUUUGUAAAAAUGUGCAGUGCUGCAACAAAUGUUUGAGUGUUGUCAACGAUUUGAUGUUUUCCCCUCAAAUUGAAUUAUUGUGUGGAAAAAGUUACAAAAAGGAAUUAUGUACCACUCUAUCCAUUCAAAGUAUGAUGGUGUACUGAGUUGUCUGUUUUGUGUGUAGGCAACUUAAGAGGGGACUAAUCUGCAGUGUUUUUUGCAAUUACACAUUUACUGACUCAAACCACUUUUUCCUGUUUUUAACUUUCUAUCCAAUGUCAACAUUACACAGGAGUAUUGUGGCCACAACAAAAAGAAAAAACAAAAUGACACUAACGUAUUGAAUUUGUAAUAUUACAGGGGGAAAAAAAUGUGUAUUUUUUUUAAACAGAAAAGUCGUAUUUACGUAAGGUUAAAGUUGUAUAUUUUCAAGAUAAAAAGUCAUAUGGUCUACAAAACCACUUUUCAGGGAAUAAAAAAAAAAAACGCCAUUUUGCUUGAGUUACCAAACA
Messenger RNA from Phycodurus eques (leafy seadragon), 5466 nucleotides. RefSeq names its product syntaxin 1A (brain) (gene stx1a). Lineage: Eukaryota; Metazoa; Chordata; Actinopteri; Syngnathiformes; Syngnathidae. The record is from RefSeq and is a predicted model, not a curated record. Gene Ontology annotation, biological process: exocytosis; synaptic vesicle fusion to presynaptic active zone membrane; intracellular protein transport. The transcript is spliced from 10 exons. The coding region runs from base 1143 to 2006 and encodes 287 amino acids. Gene Ontology annotation, molecular function: SNARE binding; SNAP receptor activity. Gene Ontology annotation, cellular component: endomembrane system; synaptic vesicle; presynaptic active zone membrane.